Molecule: messenger RNA, 354 nt
Organism: Drosophila innubila
Lineage: Eukaryota; Metazoa; Arthropoda; Insecta; Diptera; Drosophilidae
Product: 60S ribosomal protein L30-like
Exons: 2
Coding region: 1-291 (96 amino acids)
Cellular component (GO): cytosolic large ribosomal subunit
Molecular function (GO): RNA binding; structural constituent of ribosome
Source: RefSeq, a predicted model, not a curated record
AUGAUCGAAAUUCUUGCGAUGAAAUCCGUAAAAUAUUGCCUGGGAUACAAGCAGACUCUGAAGACGCUGCGUCAAGGAAAAGCCAAACUUGUGCUCAUUGCCAACAACACGCCAUCUUUGCGAAAGUCCGAGAUUGAAUACUACGCCAUGUUUGCCAAAUCGGAGGUCGAACAUAACAGUGGGAGCAACAUUGAAUUGGGCACCGCCUGCGGAAAAUACUUUCGUGUCUGCAUUUUGUCCAUUACUGAUCCUGGAGACUCGGAUAUCAUUCGUUCUUUGACCGACAAUUAAAUGAGUUAACUUAUUUUUUUUUUUUUUAAAAGGAUGCAAUUUUUAAAAAAUAUAAAAAGUUAC